Sphaeramia orbicularis (orbiculate cardinalfish) is the source of this 2232-nucleotide messenger RNA. Its product is annotated as deleted in malignant brain tumors 1 protein. Lineage: Eukaryota; Metazoa; Chordata; Actinopteri; Kurtiformes; Apogonidae. Gene Ontology annotation, molecular function: serine-type endopeptidase activity. Gene Ontology annotation, biological process: zymogen activation. The coding region runs from base 419 to 1624 and encodes 401 amino acids. The record is from RefSeq and is a predicted model, not a curated record. Gene Ontology annotation, cellular component: plasma membrane. The transcript has 8 exons.
UGCCGCUCAGAGAAGCGCUCAGGUCGGACAGGGCACAGUCCUGACCGUUGACGUGAGCAGGUUCUCCGCAAACAUUAUCCAGACUCUUCCAACCUAUGGACGUGAUGCUAUUCAGCAGCCGGAGCUCACGGGUAGCCUCUUCCCACCUGGACUCUUGAAUUUGUUCCUUUUUCAGACCGUUAACGGCACUUGAACCAUGUAUUUAAGAGAGUCGGAGCGGCUUGUGUCGGUUCGGUCCCGGUGCUUCUGUCGGGGCAGCUGCUGAAGUUGUCCAACUUCGUAGCCGCUAGCUGUUGGAGCACACAAGCUAGCUCAUGUCUUAUGCGGUUGUCAUUUGCAUUCAGCGGUUGUCAGUAUCAUCUCCACGGCCACGGGCUUCCUUCUCACCCGGCCGUCUGAUGGUAGGGUGAGGGGGAAGAUGCUGAGAUUCCUCCAGAUCCUUUUGACAGGCCUGUUAGGUGCUCUGUGGGAUGGAGUAGCUGCUUUUGGUGGGAUCCGACUUGUGGACGGGGAGAAUGAGUGUUCUGGCAGAGUUGAGGUGCAACGCCAUGGUCAGUGGGGGACGGUUUGCGACCAUGGUUGGGACUACCGAGAAGCUGAAGUGGUGUGCCUGGAGCUGGGCUGUGGCUUAGCUGAAGCCGCCCUUCAGGGUGCAGCAUAUGGUGCAGGCGCUGGACUGAUCUGGCUUCAGCAUGUCCAGUGUACGGGACAUGAGCCCAGUCUGUCACGCUGUGCUCUUUUCCUGGGGACUAACUCCUACUACUGCACCCAUAAGAAUGAUGCAGGGGUGAAAUGCUUGGGGAGCCUCUUGACACCUACGCUCUCGCUGCUGUCACCUCACACGGUGUUCUCCUCAGGGGAGGCAGUCCGCUUCAGCUGCAGCGUUCUGCUGGGUCACCACCACCUCAGUGACUUCCACCUGUACAAGCACGGAGUGUCCACUCCACUGGUGACUCAGAGGGUGGACCAGAGCCAGACCACAGUGGAGCUGACGCUGUCCGACCUAGAAACUUUCCACCAGGGCAGCUACAGUUGUCAGUAUAGGAUCAAGGGCAACUUUCCAUCUCAGCUGCUCAGUUCUCCACCCAGUAACUCCAUCAACAUCACAGUGGUGGAGCUCUUAACUCCCCAACACUGGUACAACACGUCCAACGAUGCCCCGGCUGGUUCGGUCAUUAAGGGCCACAGCUUUAACAUCACUUGCUCCACGCUGCAGCAGUACCCAGGAGGCUCGUUCCAGCUGCGACUGAUCCGGUCCAACGGCACAGUCCGUCAGUCUCUGCCUGCCCUCAGCCCCUCUGUCACUUUCACCUUCCCCAGCGCUCAGAGCUCAGAUGAGGGUUAUUACUACUGCCUGUAUCGGGUCCAGUUGGGCGGACGCACUUUUGUCUCCAGAGAGAGUCAGCCGCUGCCCAUUUCUAUCAGAGACCCAGAUCCAGUCCUGAGUCCGAUGGUGAUCAGCUGGCUCGUGUCGGGCCUGACGUUUGUCGUAGCUGUCAUCAUUAUCAUCAUCGUGGCUAAAGUACUGUGUAACAAGAAGAAAAGUAAGCCUUCAGAACUGGAGAGAGAGACCAGAACCUGUGUGGACAACACUUAUGUUGCCUUAUCAAUUAACAAGAUCUGACUGGGUGUCGAGGCAACAGUGAACUGAAGGUUAAAACCAGUGCGUCGACAGUCAGAAGGCAAAUGUCAUGGACUCAUCGGGUCCGUCAUCCACUAUGGCUGUGCAGAAGCCGGAAACCAGUUCACCACAAUCUGGAUGAGCCGCAGAACUUAACAGGACUCUAAUGGAACUGUAUAAAAUAUAGUCUUUCUUGAUAGAUGUGGGUGUUCUCCAGCAGGCAGAUGCUGAUACGACUAAUUUAACAUGUUUUUAACCAAGGGCCACAGACACUGGAUGCACACUAGAUGCACAGUACACAAAGUCAAUGUUGGCUCAAGGUCAGACUUGGCUACUGCCAUGACCCCAGAUAUUCAGAAUGAAUAACACAACUAAAAGCUCAACUGGGAAACUGUGACAUGGGUUACUCAGGUCUGUGUGUAUAUACUGUACAAAACACUAUUUUUAUUUCCAGUCAUGUAACACUAACUCUACAGUACCUGCUUCUAUAGAUCAACGAUUCGUAUGGGAUCACUUCAAGUGGCGACUAUGCAUUACGAAUUAUUUGCAAUGUCUUUUAGAACUUAAAAUGUGUAAAUACAAUGACUGAUUAAAAUGUUGCUAUUAGUGAA